This is a messenger RNA of Triticum aestivum (bread wheat), 1521 nucleotides long. RefSeq names its product BTB/POZ and MATH domain-containing protein 1-like. The transcript has a single exon. Gene Ontology annotation, molecular function: protein binding. Bases 169 to 1260 code for a protein of 363 amino acids. The record is from RefSeq and is a predicted model, not a curated record. Gene Ontology annotation, biological process: protein ubiquitination. NCBI's taxonomy places the organism in Eukaryota, Viridiplantae, Streptophyta, Magnoliopsida, Poales, Poaceae.
CAAAUCUUAACAGCUCAAACAACACAAAACAAAAAGCUCACAAAUCGCCUUGCCGCGCCGCCGUUACCCACCUCCCGAAUCGCCCCACCGCCGCCCGCCGUUCCCCUCCUCCGGCCCGGUCCGGAUCGCCUCAUCCUGGUUCUCCUUUCCCGCUGCGCCAGUAGAACAAUGUCCGCAUCCCGGGCCCAACGGACGAUGUCGGCGUCAGCCUGCGCCCCGGAGACCGCGCAGGGCACGCACCUGUUCAAGAUCGACGGCUACAGCCUGUGCAGGGGCCUCGGCGUCGGCAAGUCCAUCCAGUCCGCCGUCUUCCGCGUCGGCGGCCACGACUGGUGCGUCUACUUCUACCCCGACGGCAUCAGGGAGGACAGCAAGGACUACGUCUCAGUCUUCCUCGAGCUCAAGACCCAGAACGCAGAGGCGAGGGCGCUCUACCAUCUGAGGGUGGUCGACCAGGCCUGGCCGCCGCCACCUUUCACGUGGCCGAUCCCCAGCCAGUACGAGCCGCUGGUGUUUAACUCCACCGACGAUGACCGCUGCUGGGGCUACACCCAUUUCAUGAGGAAGACCAAGCUGUGGUCGUACGUUCUGGAGGACACCCUUAUCCUCGAGUGCAAUCUUGCCGUCAUCGAGCUGAAGGACGCACAAGAGGCUAAUGUCAAGAUUAGCUUUGAGGCCCAGGCGCCACUGUCCGAAUUGGUUCAUAACCUUAGCAGCUUGCUGGAGGCUACGGAGGGAUCUGAUGUGUCUUUCAAGGUCAAGGAGGAGGUUUUCCCAGCCCAUAAGAUCAUCCUCGCAAUGCGGUCGCCGGUCUUCAAGGUGAAGUUCUACGGCUCGAUGAGGGACGAGAGUAGCCGCAGCAUAACCGUUGAAGACAUGCAGCCCGCUGUUUUCAGAGGACUGCUUCACUUCAUCUACACUGAUUCGUUACCUCCAUUGGAUUACCUAGAUGACGAUGAGUAUGAAGAAAUGGUCAGGCAUUUGCUCGUGGCCGCAGAUAGGUACGCCAUGGAAAGGAUGAAGUACAUGUGCGAGAUCAAACUUUGUGAGCUUCUUCAUACCGGGACUGUUGCAACCACCUUAGCUUUAGCCGACCAGCAUCAUUGCAGCAAGCUCAAAGAUGCCUGCAUUGGAUUUAUCAACUCUUCAAAUAGAAUGGUUGGUGUGAUGGAAAGUAAAGGGUAUGAGUCCCUGAAAAGGACAUGUCCUUUUGUCAUUGCUGAUAUAUUGGAGAAAGCAGUUAAGACUCGCAGAAUUUAGUAUGCUGACCGUAGAUUAACUUGAGACCAUAGCAAUCUGGGAUUAGUCUGCCUAUUUCUUGUGUUCUCAGAGAUCUUUUGUAAAAGGGUAAGUUUCGCAAAAUGUACGUCUUCGAUGUCAUAAUGGGUCACCCUAUAUAUGUAGCUAUGCUAGAUAAGUAGCGUCGUUAUGUUCUGUUGACUAGAAGCACAUUUACUGUUUUUCGAAUUUUCCCUUUAUUCGGUCAAUCCAUUUCUCAAAGUAGUGAGUAACUAGCUACGA